Messenger RNA from Haemonchus placei, 285 nucleotides. NCBI's taxonomy places the organism in Eukaryota, Metazoa, Nematoda, Chromadorea, Rhabditida, Trichostrongylidae. The record is from the annotation of a GenBank genome assembly.
CGGCAUGAGGAGAUGUCUCGAAUGUUGACUGGCAUUGCUGAUGGAACAGAUGGAACCUUAAGGAGGCGUGCUAAGCCUCCCAGCGAUACGAAUGCUAACAAAGAUCCCAAUGAUCCGGCCAACGAUUCUCCUGAAGACGAGAUCCUCAACGGGCUUGUCAAGGCAGCCACCUUGCAGUCCGAAACACGCGACCACCGACGAAAGGCCCGACAGUUCAAUCGCAAGUCAUUACGUCGUACGAGGACGUUGAAGCUGGUCGACGGUCAGCUGGAGACGAACUACUGA